Callorhinus ursinus (northern fur seal) is the source of this 7068-nucleotide messenger RNA. The record is from RefSeq and is a predicted model, not a curated record. NCBI's taxonomy places the organism in Eukaryota, Metazoa, Chordata, Mammalia, Carnivora, Otariidae.
UUUGAAUAUAUUAACACUGAAUCAGCACUUCUAAAGCCCUGCCUUCUCCCACUGGCUUCACUUGGCCUUCAGACAUAAUGAGGAGACUGGCUUUUCGAGGCGCUGGUUGUGCUCUGGUAAAGCUGAAGAAGUUGGAUUCCAUGGGUUCCAAGAGAAGAAGAGCUACCUCGCCAUCCAGUAGCGUCAGUGGGGACUUUGAUGACGGGCACCAUUCUGUAUCUACACCUGGCCCAAGCAGGAAAAGGAGGAGACUUUCCAAUCUUCCAACUGUAGAUCCUAUUGCUGUAUGCCAUGAAUUGUACAAUACCAUUCGAGACUAUAAGGAUGAGCAAGGCAGGCUCCUCUGUGAGCUCUUCAUUAGGGCACCGAAACGAAGAAAUCAACCAGACUAUUACGAAGUGGUUUCUCAGCCCAUUGAUUUGAUGAAAAUCCAACAAAAGCUAAAAAUGGAAGAGUAUGAUGAUGUUAAUCUGCUGACUGCCGACUUCCAGCUGCUUUUUAACAAUGCAAAGGCCUAUUACAAGCCAGAUUCUCCUGAGUAUAAAGCUGCUUGCAAACUGUGGGAUUUGUACCUUCGAACAAGAAAUGAGUUUGUUCAAAAAGGAGAAGCAGAUGAUGAAGAUGAUGAUGAAGAUGGGCAAGACAAUCAAGGCACAGUGACCGAAGGAUCUUCUCCAAGUUACUUGAAGGAGAUCCUGGAGCAGCUUCUUGAAGCCAUAGUUGUAGCCACAAAUCCAUCAGGACGUCUCAUUAGUGAACUUUUUCAGAAACUGCCUUCUAAAGUGCAAUAUCCAGACUAUUAUGCAAUAAUUAAGGAGCCUAUAGAUCUCAAGACCAUUGCCCAGAGGAUACAGAAUGGAAGCUACAAGAGUAUUCAUGCAAUGGCCAAAGAUAUAGAUCUCCUAGCAAAAAAUGCCAAAACUUAUAAUGAGCCUGGUUCUCAAGUAUUCAAGGAUGCAAAUUCUAUAAAAAAAAUAUUUUAUAUGAAAAAGGCAGAAAUUGAACAUCAUGAAAUGGCUAAGUCAAGCCUUCGAAUGAGGACUCCAUCAAAUGUGGCUACAGCCAGGCUGACAGGUCCUUCACACAGUAAAGGCAGCCUUGGUGAAGAGAGAAAUCCCACUAGCAAGUAUUACCGUAAUAAAAGAACAGUCCAAGGGGGUCGUUUGUCAGCAAUUACCAUGGCACUUCAGUAUGGCUCAGAAAGUGAAGAGGAUGCUGCCUUAGCUGGUAGGCAUUGUAGGAAGAGUGGAAUUUCUCCUAAAAAAUCAAAAUACAUGACUCCAAUGCAGCAGAAACUAAAUGAAGUCUAUGAAGCUGUAAAGAACUAUACUGAUAAGAGGGGUCGCCGCCUCAGUGCCAUAUUUCUGAGGCUUCCCUCUAGAUCCGAGCUGCCUGACUACUAUCUGACCAUUAAAAAGCCCAUGGACAUGGAAAAAAUUCGAAGUCACAUGAUGGCCAACAAAUACCAAGAUAUAGACUCCAUGGUUGAGGACUUUGUCAUGAUGUUUAACAAUGCCUGUACAUACAAUGAGCCUGAGUCUUUGAUUUACAAAGAUGCCCUUGUCCUACACAAGGUCCUGCUUGAAACUCGGAGAGACCUGGAGGGAGAUGAGGACUCUCAUGUCCCAAAUGUGACCCUGCUGAUUCAAGAACUUAUUCACAAUCUUUUUGUGUCAGUCAUGAGUCAUCAGGAUGAUGAAGGAAGAUGCUACAGUGAUUCCUUAGCAGAAAUUCCUGCUGUGGAUCCCAACUUCCCAAACAAACCUCCUCUUACAUUUGACAUAAUUAGAAAGAAUGUUGAAAAUAAUCGCUACCGGCGGCUCGAUUUAUUUCAAGAGCAUAUGUUUGAAGUCUUGGAAAGGGCAAGAAGGAUGAAUCGGACAGAUUCCGAAAUCUACGAGGACGCGGUAGAACUGCAGCAGUUUUUUAUUAAAAUUCGUGAUGAACUCUGCAAAAAUGGAGAGAUCCUGCUUUCACCAGCACUCAGCUAUACCACAAAACAUUUGCAUAAUGAUGUGGAGAAAGAGAAAAAGGAAAAAUUGCCAAAAGAACUAGAGGAAGAUAAACUAAAACGAGAAGAAGAAAAAAGAGAAGCUGAAAAGAGCGAAGACUCCUCAGGCGCCGCAGGCCUCUCUGGCUUACACCGCACGUACAGCCAGGACUGCAGCUUUAAGAACAGCAUGUACCAUGUCGGAGACUACGUCUAUGUGGAGCCCGCAGAGGCCAGCCUGCAGCCACACAUCGUCUGCAUUGAAAGACUGUGGGAAGAUUCUGCUGGUGAAAAAUGGUUGUAUGGCUGUUGGUUUUAUCGGCCAAAUGAAACAUUCCAUCUGGCUACACGGAAAUUUCUAGAAAAAGAAGUUUUUAAGAGUGACUAUUACAAUAAAGUUCCCGUUAGUAAAAUUCUAGGAAAAUGUGUGGUCAUGUUUGUCAAGGAAUACUUUAAAUUAUGCCCAGAAAACUUUCGAGAUGAGGAUGUUUUUGUCUGCGAAUCACGGUAUUCUGCCAAAACCAAAUCUUUUAAGAAAAUUAAACUGUGGACCAUGCCCAUCAGCUCAGUGAGGUUUGUCCCUCGGGAUGUGCCCUUGCCUGUGGUCCGAGUGGCCUCUGUAUUCGCAAAUGCAGAUAAAGGGGAUGAUGAGAAGAACACAGACAACUCAGAGGACAGUCGAACAGAAGACAGUUUUAACUUGGAAAAGGAGAAAGAAGAUGUCCCUGUGGAAAUGUCAAAUGGUGAACCAGGUUGCCACUACUUUGAGCAGCUCCGUUAUAAUGACAUGUGGCUAAAGGUUGGCGAUUGUGUCUUCAUCAAGUCCCAUGGCCUGGUGCGCCCUCGCGUGGGCAGAAUUGAAAAGGUAUGGGUCCGAGAUGGAGCUGCAUAUUUUUAUGGCCCCAUCUUCAUUCACCCAGAAGAGACGGAACAUGAGCCCACAAAAAUGUUCUACAAAAAAGAAGUGUUUCUGAGUAAUCUGGAAGAAACCUGCCCCAUGACAUGUAUUCUGGGAAAGUGCGCUGUGUUGUCAUUCAAGGACUUCCUCUCCUGCAGACCAACUGAGAUACCAGAAAAUGACAUUCUGCUUUGUGAGAGCCGCUACAACGAGAGUGACAAACAGAUGAAGAAAUUCAAGGGACUGAAGAGGUUUUCACUCUCUGCUAAAGUGGUAGAUGAUGAGAUUUAUUACUUCAGAAAACCAAUCGUUCCUCAGAAAGAGCCCUCACCUUUGUUGGAAAAGAAGAUCCAGUUGCUAGAAGCAAAAUUUGCUGAGUUAGAAGGUGGAGAUGAUGAUAUUGAAGAGAUGGGAGAAGAGGAUAGUGAGGUCAUUGAGCCUCCUCCUCUACCUCAACUUCAGACCCCGCUGGCCAGUGAGCUGGAUCUCAUGCCCUACACACCCCCACAGUCUACCCCAAAGUCAGCCAAAGGCAGUGCAAAGAAGGAAGGCUCCAAACGGAAAAUCAACAUGAGUGGCUACAUCCUGUUCAGCAGUGAGAUGAGAGCUGUGAUUAAGGCCCAGCAUCCAGACUACUCUUUUGGGGAGCUCAGCCGACUGGUGGGGACAGAAUGGAGAAACCUUGAAACAGCCAAGAAAGCAGAAUAUGAAGAGCGGGCAGCUAAAGUUGCUGAGCAGCAGGAGAGAGAGCGCGCAGCACAGCAACAGCAGCCGAGUGCUUCUCCCCGAGCAGGCACCCCUGUGGGGGCUCUCAUGGGGGUGGUGCCACCACCAACACCAAUGGGGAUGCUCAAUCAGCAGUUGACACCUGUUGCAGGCAUGAUGGGUGGCUAUCCGCCAGGCCUUCCACCUUUGCAGGGCCCAGUUGAUGGCCUUGUUAGCAUGGGCAGCAUGCAGCCACUUCACCCUGGGGGGCCUCCACCCCACCAUCUUCCGCCAGGUGUGCCCGGCCUCCCGGGCAUCCCACCACCGGGUGUGAUGAAUCAAGGAGUGGCCCCUAUGGUGGGGACUCCAGCACAAGGCGGAAGUCCGUACGGACAGCAGGUAGGAGUUUUGGGGCCUCCAGGGCAGCAGGCACCACCUCCGUAUCCUGGCCCACAUCCAGCCGGCCCCCCUGUCAUACAGCAGCCAACAACGCCCAUGUUUGUGGCUCCCCCACCGAAGACACAACGGCUUCUCCACUCAGAGGCCUACCUGAAAUACAUUGAAGGACUCAGUGCUGAGUCCAACAGCAUUAGCAAGUGGGACCAAACCCUGGCAGCUCGAAGACGCGAUGUCCAUUUGUCAAAGGAACAGGAGAGUCGCCUCCCCUCUCACUGGCUGAAAAGUAAAGGGGCCCACACCACCAUGGCAGAUGCCCUCUGGCGCCUUCGGGAUUUGAUGCUCCGAGACACCCUCAACAUUCGCCAAGCAUACAAUCUAGAAAACCUUUAAUCACAUCAAUUACGUUUCUUUUAUAGAAGCAUAAAGAGUUUUGUGGAACAGUAGCCAUUUUAGUUACUGGGGGCGGGGGGAGGAACAAAGGAUGGUAAUUUUUAUUGCAUUUUACUGUACAUCACAAGGCCAUUUUUAUAUAAGGACACUUUUAAUAAGCUAUUUCAAUUUGUUUUUGUUAUAUUAAGUUGACUUUAUCAAAUACACAGAGAUUUUUUUGCAUAUGUUUCCUUCGUUUAAAACCAGUUUCAUAAUUGGUUGUAUAUGUAGACUUGGAGUUUUAUCUUUUUACUUGUUGCCAUGGAACUGAAACCAUCAAAGGUUUUGUCUUGGCUUGGGAUUUUGGUUUUUGGUUUUUGGUUUUGUUUUUUUAUAAAAGAACAAACAAAAUGAAAAAAAUAUACACACGCGUGUGCGCACGAGAGUUUACAGAUUAGUUUAAGUUGACAAUUAAAUGUGAAGUUGGUCCUAGUUUACAUCUUACAGAGGGGAGUGCACUGGUGUCUGCUUCAUGUACCUGAGUAUCUUGAGCCACUUCAGCAAAAGCUGUUUUGUACAGGUGAAGUGAAAGGUUGUUAUUUCAGGUUACAGGUGUUUGGCAGACCUGGCACAUUUGCUCUGUUAACUCAAGAGACUUGCUCCAGAAAUCUGAAGUCAGUGCUGUGCAUCCUUCUGAAGCUGGUGCGUCUCUCAGACACCUGGACAGGGAGAGCACAGUUUCUUGUGCUGUUAGUCAUCUAUGGUGUCAGGUAUUUUUGCAGAACAUGUGCACAACCCUGAAUUACCUUUAGUCUUGGCAGGUAAGUUUAAGGGUACUUUUGAUCUAUUUAUAUUGAAUUCACAAUUUAUGCCUAUACUUGUUGGAUGAUUUAAAAUUUUAAAUCUCUUACAUGGAAAAAGAUUGAAGUUCACCUUGAAGAAAGCAUUGAGGUGUGUGCAUGGAGGUGAUUUAUUUUUUAAACCUAACACCUAACCUAACAUAGGGAAGGGAGUGCAUAGCCAGAUAUGAGCUGUGUCAGAAGCAUAAUUGUAAAAAAGGGUAGAUUGUCUACAUAUGCAAGUAUGUUUUCGUAUCUAUUUCCUCACCAGAUGUGGCAUUUUUUUCCUUCUCUAAGUUUCAGCGUUGUAAUUCUCAACCAGAAAUUUGAGGCUUUCUAAAAUGUUUUUUAAAUUUAAUUUGUGCUUUUGAAUUUCAGGAGAAAGUAAUUAUAAUCUAAGAAAAUACUCACUUAAAAAGACCAUUAUGGAUUCCAAACACUUGGGGUUGACCCUUUCUCUUUCAUAUGAGCCUCGAAUGAACAUCUGGAGGCAGCGUAUGAUGCGCAGACAGGUAGAAAAGCACCACACCUGGAUUCCACUCGGUUUUUGAAACCCGUUUUUUUGUAACAAGAUUGUUGCCAUUUUGGUGGAGCUUCCCUUGCUGUUGUUAAAUUGAGAGAGUGACUCUCACGGGAUACUUUUUUCUUUUAAUCUGGUAUGAAUCAAUACCUGGAUAUUUAAUUGCCAUUCUUUCUAAAUCAUGGGGACAAAAGUGUGUAAAAUGGAAACAAGUCUCUUGUAUUCUAGAUACUUUAAAUACAGGAGGCCCUUGUAACUUAAUUGCCUAUAGUCAACCACUGGAUCUCAGUUUGCAUCAAGUAUUUUAAAUGAUUCUGAAUUUUAAAAAAUGUAUUGCAGUAGUAUGUCAGUACCUUAUUGUUAAACUGAAUCAGAUAAAGAAAUCUUCAGUUCCUAGUUAUUUGGGCCAUUGAAUCAUCAUGGACUGUAUAAUACAAUCAGAUUAUUUUAUUUCUAGACAUUCUUGAAUUACACCAAAGAACCUGAAAUCUAAUUUUGGUUAAGUUAUUUAUUUAUUUCAUGCACCCAUUUUAUUUCCCUUUUUAAGGUCUGGAUGAGACUUCUUUGGGAAGCUUCUAAAAACUCUUCACUGUGGGCUAGGUGGGGCAUUAGAACCCAGGGCACUCCUCCUCCGGGCUCCUUCCCAGUGUCUAGAGGUGCUGUAGAAACCAUAGAUCCAGCCAGGGGCUUCCCUAAGGCAGUGCAGAGCCGGGCCAGGGGGCCAGUAGGCAGGCCCUAAUUAAGUUUAAAAAAAAAAAAAAAAAUCUAUGUAUUUAUUUUAGAAUCAUGUCUUUCUGUAUAUUAACUUGGAGAAUGUCAGUUAAUAUUUAGGAUAUAAGAUUUGAGGUCAGCCAUUUUCCAAAAAAGAUAAGCCAAAAAAAAUUUUUUCUAAUGUCCUGACUUAAGAAAGUACAAGUGAACUAUAUGUCUUUUUUUUUUCCCCAUGAGUUUUAGGAACUAGUGAUACGGCUUAGAAAGUUUAAUGGCCUAAAUGUUUUCAAAAUGUAAGUUCAUGUGGAAAAGAACUUUAUUUGGGGGAAAACCUAUAGGUUUAAAAUAGUAUGUCAGCCAACUGAUUUAAAAGGCCUUUGAACUGCUUUGUUUUUGAACCCACCUUUGUCUUCCUAUGAGGAAGAACUGAAAGAGGGGACACUUCUUUGUGUGAAAUCUCAAACUGGUGUUGUUGGCUUCUGAGCUUGAACCUUUUCAGACCUAAUUAAAACUUGGUUUAUUCUAAUUUCUGUAUCAAAGGAGGUUUAAGUGGUAACUAGUCUUAUAACAUGUAUGUAUCAUAUGUUUGUUCAUUUAAAACUUUUUAAUCCAAAUAAAAAUGGAGUUUGCAAAGUGA